AUGCAGGCAACACAUAGAGACCACUCGAGACGAACAGCCACCCUCGACCCUCACGACUACACGGUGGCCUGGAUCGCCCCUCUCGAGAUCGAGGCCCAGGCUGCCCUUAACCUAUUAGAUGAGCGACAUCGCGGACGGUUCCAAGUCAGCCGAGGCGAUGACUAUGUGUUUCACGCAGGCAACAUGCGAGGGCAUAAUGUCGUCAUAGCGACACUGCCGGCGGGCCAGGAGUACGGGACGGGGUCGGCAGCUGCACUGGCGAGCCAGGUCAAGAAGUUCUUCCCCAAGCUCUGGUUCGGGCUGCUCGUCGGCGUCGCUAUGGGGCUGCCUGAUCUAUCGCGACGGCCGGCGCGUGACAUCCGGCUGGGGGACGUGCUGGUUGGUCUUCCUGACGGCGAGAGCGCAGGACUGGUCGCAUACGAUCUCGGCAAGGAGACGGAAGACGGGUUCGAACUACUCAAACACGGACACGCACUCGCGGUGACCGAGCCGAUUGUCCGAGCAGCUAUCGGCAGCAUUAAGCUCGAGGCGCCGAACGAUGCAGAGGUCUUUCUGCAUUACUACGAAGCCAUCCGCGACAACGAGCAUGCGACUGGCACGUUUGCCGACCCGGGUCAGGAUCGUGAUAAGUUGUACUUGGUGCAAGCUAACGGGACAGAACAAGUCAUCGAACGCGUUCGACGACCGGAUGCAAGACGCACUCGAGUGUGGUAUGGACCGAUCGGGUCGGGAGAGAAGCUUAUAAAGAACGCGCAAAAGAGGAACGAGCUUAGAGAUAGGUACGGGGUAAUCGGUGUGGAGAUGGAGGCGGCAGGGACGAUGAAUCGAAUUCCCGUGGGUGUGAUCCGGGGGGUAUGUGACUACGGGGACAAGCACAAGAACAAGGAGUGGCAGCCAUAUGCGGCGGCGAUGGCGGCAGCGUAUGGCAAAGCAGUGCUGGAUGAGAUCCCGCCGAAUGACUCGGGCCGGUCAGAUCCUCCCCAUCAAUCAUGCUAUCACAUCCAACUUGCCAAGAAUCCUAGGUUUACUGGCCGCGCCGCCGUGCUGGACAUACUGGAAGAGAAGCUCUUUGGCCAAGAGCCAUGCCAGAGGACGGCGCUGGUGGGACUUGGCGGGGUAGGCAAGACGCAGAUCGCCCUGUAUUUCGCCUACGGAGUCAAAGAGAAGCGGCCAGAGUAUUCGAUCUUCUGGGUGCCGAUAGUAAGUGGUAGUAGUGCGGAGCAGGCUUAUAUUGAGAUGGCCAAGAAGCUUGGGGUGCAGAAGAAGAGCGACGAGGAGGAUAUCAAGGAGCUCGUUUGCCAAUAUCUUAGCUCGGAUGAGGCUGGUAGAUGGCUGCUGGUUGUGGACAACGCUGAUAAUCAAGAGCUGGUGUUUGGAUCCACUGAAGGACCUGGCAUUGAGGAAUUUCUACCUAAAAGCGACUAUGGACUGAUUUUGUUGACGACACGAUCAAGGCAGGUCGCCGAGGAGUUUGCACAAGCUGACAUAAUCGACGUCGAGCAGAUGGGUUGCGAAGAGGCGACGCACCUUCUCGAGAAGUCGUUAACUCAAAAGCAGAUGCUCCAAGACGAAGUGUUAGUGAUAGAGCUUCUCGCCUAUCUUACCUAUCUCCCACUGGCUAUCACGCAAGCGGCGGCUUAUUUUAACCAGACUAAGGCGCCUAUACACAAGUACCUAAGCCUUUUGCGUGGUGCCGAGAGGGAUGCUACCAACGUACUAGGAAGAGAGUUCAGAGAUAACACUCGGUACCGGGAGUCGCGAAACGCGGUAGCGACGACGUGGCUGGUGUCGUUUGAUCAGAUCGAAAAGUCGAACAAGACCGCGGUCGCAGUGUUAUCAUUCAUGUCAUGUAUUGAGCCGAGGGCUAUCCCUCAGUCGAUGCUGCCGGGAUCAGAGUCAGAAGAGCUCGAAUGGGCAAUCGGCAUACUUUGCGGGUACUCGUUCCUGGUCCGGCGUGGAGACAGCGACAUGUUUGACAUGCACAGUCUUGUGCACAUGGCAAUGCGGGGAUGGACAGAGAAGCAAGGUCGGAGGGCACAAGUGGUGGAGGAUGCGACAAGCCAUCUUGCAGACAAUUUCCCUUCCCACAACGCUGUUAAUCGUGAUUUGUGGAGAAGUUAUAUGCCUCAUGCAUUGCGACUACUUUAUGGAAGCGAGGCGUACGAGGCAGAAGAAUGUCGAUACGAUCUUUUGGGUAGUGCUGGAAGAUGUCUACUUACGGACCGAAGAUUCAAAGAAGCUGUACGGUGCUUUGAAGAGAUGUGCGGGUGGGAAGGGGAAGAAGAGAAGACGCUAGAUGAGAAAGAUCAUUUUCGAUUAUCAUCGGAGCAAGUGCUUGCCGGAGCAUACCUUAACGACCGGCGGAUUAAAGAAGCGAUCGAGAUGCUAGAGCAUGUGGUAUCGGUGCGGAGGAAGACGCUAGAUGAGAAAGAUCAUUCUCGACUAUCAUCGGAGCACGAGCUUGCCAGAGCAUACCUUACCGACCGGCGGAUUAAAGAAGCGAUCAAGAUACUAGAGCAUGUGGUAUCGGUGCGGAGGAAGACGCUAGAUGAGAAAGAUCAUUUUCGACUAUCAUCGGAGCAAGUGCUUGCCAGAGCAUACCUUGACGACCGGCGGAUUAAAGAAGCGAUCAAGAUGCUAGAGCGUGUGUUAUCAGUACAGACGAAGACGCUAGAUGAGAAAGAUCAUUUUCGACUAUCAUCGGAGCAUGUGCUUGCCAUAGCAUACCUCAAAGAUGGGCUAGCGCAAGAGGCAAUUAACCUCUUGGAACACGUCGUGGCAAUCGAAAGUCAGCUUUACGCCCAAGAUGAUCCCGAUCGUCAGGUCUCAGUAGAACUGCUUGCUCAUGCAUAUGGACAACUAGAAGCUAAAUCAGAGAUGUCGGAGGAUGAUAAUGAAGCGUCAGGAUGA
This is a messenger RNA of Truncatella angustata, 2910 nucleotides long. RefSeq lists its product as uncharacterized. Gene Ontology annotation, biological process: nucleoside metabolic process. The record is from RefSeq and is a predicted model, not a curated record. Bases 1 to 2910 code for a protein of 969 amino acids. Gene Ontology annotation, molecular function: ADP binding; protein binding; catalytic activity. The transcript is spliced from 3 exons. NCBI's taxonomy places the organism in Eukaryota, Fungi, Ascomycota, Sordariomycetes, Amphisphaeriales, Sporocadaceae.